This is a messenger RNA of Paralichthys olivaceus (Japanese flounder), 1689 nucleotides long. Lineage: Eukaryota; Metazoa; Chordata; Actinopteri; Pleuronectiformes; Paralichthyidae. The record is from RefSeq and is a predicted model, not a curated record.
AUAGUUCGGGCUAACGGCUGCACCCUUCACUUCGCUCCAGACACAGGACAGAUUGAGUCUUGUUGCCAGAAGCAAAUCAACGUCGCGUCGUUCUCUAACUCUUCAGUGUUCCAGGAAACAUGCGUGAGUGUAUCUCCAUCCACGUUGGUCAGGCCGGWGUCCAGAUUGGCAAUGCCUGCUGGGAGCUUUACUGCCUGGAACAUGGGAUCCASCCRGACGGACAGAUGCCCAGCGRCAAGACCAUCGGAGGAGGAGACGACUCCUUCAACACCUUCUUCAGUGAGACCGGAGCUGGGAAGCACGUCCCCAGAGCUGUUUUCGUCGACCUGGAGCCCACUGUCAUCGAUGAAGUGCGCUCUGGAACCUACCGCCAGCUGUUCCACCCUGAGCAGCUGAUCACCGGAAAGGAAGAUGCUGCCAACAACUACGCCCGUGGACACUACACCAUCGGCAAAGAGAUCAUCGACCUGGUGCUGGACAGGAUCCGCAAACUGGCUGACCAGUGCACUGGUCUUCAGGGCUUCCUGGUUUUCCACAGCUUCGGAGGAGGCACCGGCUCUGGCUUCACCUCCCUGCUGAUGGAGCGUCUGUCYGUCGACUACGGCAAGAAGUCMAAGCUGGAGUUCUCCAUCUACCCCGCCCCCCAGGUGUCCACCGCUGUGGUGGAGCCCUACAACKCCAUCCUGACCACCCACACCACCCUGGAGCACUCUGACUGUGCCUUCAUGGUAGAUAACGAGGCCAUCUACGAUAUCUGCCGCAGGAACCUGGAUAUCGAGCGUCCCUCCUACACCAACCUGAACAGGCUCAUCAGUCAGAUCGUGUCCUCCAUCACUGCUUCCCUCCGUUUUGAUGGUGCCCUCAAUGUYGAUCUGACMGAGUUCCAGACCAACUUGGUGCCAUAUCCCCGUAUCCACUUCCCUCUGGCCACCUACGCUCCCGUCAUCUCUGCUGAGAAGGCCUACCAUGAGCAGUUAACRGUGUCYGAGAUCACAAACGCCUGCUUCGAGCCAGCCAAUCAGCUGGUGAAAUGUGACCCUCGCCACGGUAAGUACAUGGCYUGCUGCCUCCUGUACCGUGGAGAUGUGGUGCCCAAAGAUGUCAACGCCGCCAUCGCCACCAUCAAGACCAAACGCUCCAUCCAGUUUGUGGACUGGUGYCCCACUGGUUUCAAGGUCGGCAUCAACUACCAGCCCCCCACUGUGGUUCCUGGUGGAGACCUGGCCAAGGUCCAGAGGGCCGUGUGCAUGCUGAGCAACACCACUGCCAUCGCUGAGGCCUGGGCUCGCCUUGACCACAAGUUUGAUCUCAUGUACGCCAAGAGGGCCUUCGUUCACUGGUACGUGGGUGAGGGUAUGGAGGAGGGAGAGUUCUCMGAGGCCAGAGAGGACAUGGCAGCUCUGGAGAAAGAUUACGAGGAGGUCGGAGCUGAUAGUUUGGGAGAUGAUGAUGAGGAAGGGGAGGAGUAUUAAACACAUGCAUUCCAUUGUUUUUAAGGGUUUGUAAACUGUUACAACCACUGUUACUUUGCUCUACACGUUCAAAAAUGUAGAAGAGAACUGUUUGCAACAUUGAAUAAAUUUAAGGGUUCGUAAACUGUUACAACCACUGUUACUUCGCUCUACACGUUAWAAAAUGUAGAAGAGAACUGUUUGCAACAUUGAAUAAAUUUAAGGAAGUAUUAAACCC